Messenger RNA from Phaeoacremonium minimum UCRPA7, 1260 nucleotides. RefSeq names its product putative transcriptional activator hac1 protein. The transcript has 3 exons. Gene Ontology annotation, molecular function: DNA-binding transcription factor activity, RNA polymerase II-specific. The record is from RefSeq and is a predicted model, not a curated record. Gene Ontology annotation, biological process: positive regulation of transcription by RNA polymerase II. NCBI's taxonomy places the organism in Eukaryota, Fungi, Ascomycota, Sordariomycetes, Togniniales, Togniniaceae. Bases 1 to 1260 code for a protein of 419 amino acids.
AUGGAUUCUUGGAGCAGCCAAACCGCCUCUCCCGACAUCAAGUUCGAGAACUCGCCAGCCGAGUCCUUCCUGUCGGCUCCCGGCGACAUGUACCCAUCCCUUUUCGGCACGCCCGCGUCUACCACAAUGAAUCCCUUGGAGAUCAUGACACCCCAGUCAUUCCCCGAGGACAAGACAUCCGAUGUGGCCGGUCUGACCAUGUCCGCCGCCUCAACCCCAGCUCCUGAAGAUGCACCAACCGGUGACAAGAAGCAGAGCAAGAAGCGCAAGUCGUGGGGUCAAGUCCUUCCAGAGCCCAAGACCAACCUGCCUCCGAGGAAGCGAGCCAAGACGGACGACGAGAAGGAGCAGCGCCGAGUCGAGCGCGUCCUCCGCAACCGUCGCGCUGCCCAGUCUUCCCGAGAGCGAAAGCGCCUUGAGGUCGAGGCGCUGGAGAAGCGAAACAAGGAGCUAGAGACUGCUCUUUUGCACGCUCAAAAGACAAACCUGAUGUUGGCCGAACAGUUGAAUAAGUUUCGACGAGACUCCGGAGUGGCUUCCUCAGCCUUUGACUCCUUCCGGCCCAACCCAAUCACAUUCUCACAGGAACUGUUUGGCUCACAAGAUGGCCACGGCUCCGCAGCGGACCAGAACAAGCCGUCCCUGAUGGACGAGCUUCUGAUGUCCGCCCAGUCAAACAACACAGUCAACCCCGCCUCUCUCUCCCCGGCCCUCAGCCCUGUCCCUGAGGAGGAGACUGGUGAGGACUUGGAAGAUGACGAGCCAGCGACGACAGCGACGCCUGCCGCCGAGGCUGCUGCGAUUGAGAACAUUUCCCCCGACGUGACACAACAUCCUGCUGAGGUGUUGUGCUCUGGCCUGCAGUCUCCAAUUGCUGCUGACUUCCACCUCAACGAUCCUUUCAGUCUGUCAGCGGCCAUUGACGCAGAUAGCUAUGUCCUUGAAAGCGGGCUUCUCUCUUCCCCCAACUCGUCCGAUUUUGAAUACGAUCAUCUGGCUGGUGACGCAGCCUUCCCCUUCCCGCCUACGGCGGCAACGAACAACAACUUCGACCUCUUCGACAUCAAUGAAUUCCUCAACAACGACGAAGCGACAACCGCACCAGUCUCAUCUGGCAGCGGCCUCGCAGCCAACAACCAGCCCUCUCCGGUCCACGAAUCUGAGGCUCAAAUCACUCCGGAAGAUCUUAACCUGCAGCCCCGUCUUGGCGCGUCCGCUUAUGGAUGCGACGAUGGAGGUAUUGCGGUUGGUGUCAUCUGA